AUGUUCCCUCAGGAAAAGCUCUUCGUCGGUGUACCACAGCAGUUUGAGCAGUACCCGAAGGACAGCUUUCGGUUCAUCCAAGGUACUGUGACGAAGCUCGACCACCACGGCCGCUAUGUCACUGCGAGCCUCAAAGACGGCAGUACCGAGAAUAUUGCAUACCAUGCGCUUGUCAUCGCUACCGGUACAUCCACCGCGUCGCCCUUACUAGGGCUGAAUGGCGACUCUGAGUCCCUGCGCGCUACCUGGAAAACCUUCCGCGAAGCUCUCCCCAACGCCAAACAUAUUGUCAUCGCGGGUGGAGGUCCAGCCGGUGUAGAGACAGCCGGUGAGCUAGGCGAAUAUCUCAAUGGUCACGCUGGCUGGUUCAGCUCUAAACUGGAGAAUCCCAAUAUCGCCAUUACCCUAGUGACGGCAGGAUCGAAGAUCCUUCCAGUCUUACGACCCACGAUCGCGAAGAAGGCGGAGAACUUCCUCGCACAGGUUGGCGUGACGGUUGUCACGGGCUCACGCGUUGUAACUGUCUCACCAACUGGUGCAGGCACUGGAAGUGCUCUAACAACCAAUGCGACGGUGACUUUGGAAGACGGUAAAACACUCGAGGCCGACCUUUAUAUCCCCGCUACCGGAGCUGUGGCUAAUACCAGCUUUAUCCAUAAGUCCCUGUUAACGGCUAGUGGCUCGGUAGAGACCAAUGUAUCCACCUUGCGUGUGGAUAAAGCUGGUGCGCGAGUCUACGCGAUUGGUGAUGCGGGAUCGCAUGCGCGUCCGGCGGUGCACAAUAUCUUGAAUACCGUCCCCAUUCUGUGUGCGAAUAUUAAACGGGAUUUGCUUAUUGCUGAGGGGAAAGAGGAGAGUACCGUGGGCACCGAUCGUGUUUUCAAGGAGGACACUCGUGAAACUCAGCUUGUGCCAAUUGGAAAGAGCAAGGGGGUGGGCGCCGCCAUGGGCUUCCAGUUGCCCAGCCUCUUCGUGUGGCUGAUCAAAGGCCGGGACUAUUGGCUAUCAACCACGGGGAACUUGUGGAGUGGCAAGCAGUGGGCCAAAGAGUCGUGA
Penicillium crustosum is the source of this 1056-nucleotide messenger RNA. RefSeq names its product NAD(P)/FAD-dependent oxidoreductase. Lineage: Eukaryota; Fungi; Ascomycota; Eurotiomycetes; Eurotiales; Aspergillaceae. The transcript has a single exon. Bases 1 to 1056 code for a protein of 351 amino acids. The record is from RefSeq and is a predicted model, not a curated record. Gene Ontology annotation, cellular component: cytoplasm. Gene Ontology annotation, molecular function: electron-transferring-flavoprotein dehydrogenase activity; flavin adenine dinucleotide binding.